AAAAAAAAAAAAAACUGUGUUCAAUUUGUUUGGCAGUGUCGCCCAUUUCGUGUUGUUCAAGUUCUGUUGUUCGUCUUCCCGAUUUCACUCUGCAAAUCCUCACAGGGAAAAGAAAAGUGAUAAAUUAGAGGAAAAUAAGUUCAUAGAUAGAUCGAAACCACACUUCGUUUUGAUUUGAACACUGUAAAAGGAAAGAUAGAGAGAUGGCCCGAUACGACAGAGCAAUUACGGUGUUCUCGCCGGAUGGUCAUUUAUUCCAGGUGGAGUACGCUCUCGAGGCCGUACGCAAAGGAAACGCCGCCGUCGGAGUUCGCGGCACCGAUACCAUCGUGCUCGCCGUUGAGAAGAAGUCCGCUCCUAAGCUUCAGGAUUCGAGAUCGGUAAGGAAGAUUGUUAAUUUAGAUAAUCACAUUGCCUUGGCCUGCGCUGGGCUGAAAGCAGAUGCACGUGUCUUAAUAAACAAGGCACGGAUUGAAUGCCAGAGUCACAAGCUUACGAUUGAGGAUCCUGUAACAGUUGAAUACAUAACUCGCUACAUUGCCGGUCUUCAGCAGAAGUACACACAAAGUGGUGGUGUGAGACCUUUUGGCCUUUCGACCUUGAUUAUUGGGUUUGACCCACAUACUGGUACUCCGUCACUUUAUCAGACAGAUCCAUCUGGCACAUUUUCAGCAUGGAAAGCAAAUGCGACUGGGAGGAAUUCGAACUCUAUCAGAGAGUUUCUGGAGAAGAAUUACAAGGAAACACAUGGCCAAGAAACUCUCAAGUUAGCGAUUCGUGCUUUGCUCGAGGUUGUGGAGAGUGGAGGAAAGAAUAUCGAAGUAGGUGUAAUGACGAAAGAGCACGGACUGAAGCAACUUGAAGAAUCAGAAAUCGACGCCGUUGUUGCUGAGAUAGAAGCAGAGAAAGCUGCUGCCGAGGCUGCUAAGAAAGCCCCUUCAACUAAGGAAACUUAGUUUCAAAUUAUUAUUAUUCUGCACAUUGUGUUGCUGCUUCUGGGCCUGUCAAGGUAGUGUGAUUCAUCAAUUCGGCCUUAUAAUUUCAUUUCGUAUUGGGCCUCUUUAAGUAUUGGAUUUAACAGAAUAAGAUUCAACUUGGAUUAUUUUUCUGCAAAAAAUAUUUAACAGAGUAUGUUAUUUUCUAUUUUUUUUUUUUUUUUUAAAUUA
Erythranthe guttata (spotted monkey flower) is the source of this 1166-nucleotide messenger RNA. Its product is annotated as proteasome subunit alpha type-7. The record is from RefSeq and is a predicted model, not a curated record. Gene Ontology annotation, cellular component: proteasome core complex, alpha-subunit complex; proteasome core complex. Gene Ontology annotation, biological process: ubiquitin-dependent protein catabolic process. NCBI's taxonomy places the organism in Eukaryota, Viridiplantae, Streptophyta, Magnoliopsida, Lamiales, Phrymaceae.